Molecule: messenger RNA, 924 nt
Organism: Triticum turgidum subsp. durum (durum wheat)
Lineage: Eukaryota; Viridiplantae; Streptophyta; Magnoliopsida; Poales; Poaceae
Source: the annotation of a GenBank genome assembly
AUGGGCGCCGGCGCGUCGGACCUCGCGGCACCGGCGGAGGCGCCGGGGUCCGGGCUGGGCGACAUGCCGGAGCUGUGCGCGGCGGAGGUGCUGCUCCGGCUGGGCGCGCCCGACAUAUGCCGGCUCGCGCGGCUCAACCGCGCGUUCCGCAGCGCCGCGGCCGCCGACUUCGUGUGGGAGGCCAAGCUGCCGGAGAACUACGGGUACCUCAUGGGCUUCGUGCGUGGCAGCGGCGGGGAGGACGUGGAAGGGGGUGGGAAGAGGAGCGCCUUGGGGAAGAAGGAGGUCUACGCCAGGCUCGCCAAGGCCGUGCGGUUUGACGACGGCAAAAGGGAAUUCUGGUUGGAGAAGAGCACCGGCAUGGUUUGCAUGGCAUUAUCCUCGAAAUCGUUGGUGAUAACGGGGAUCGAUGACAGGAGAUAUUGGGUUCAUAUGCCAAACACAGAGUCUAGGUUCCAGUCCGUGGCGUACCUGCAGCAAAUCUGGUGGUUCGAGGUGGUCGGGGAGAUCGACUUCCGCUUCCCGGCGGGGACCUACAGCCUCUACUUCAGGCUCCACCUCGGGAAGCCCUCUUCUUCCAGGCACGCCGGCCGCCGCGGCUGCGGCUCCGAGAAGAACGCCGGCAGCGGCAUCCACGGCUGGGACAGGAAGCCCGUGCGGUUCCAGCUGUCGACGUCCGACGGCCAGAACGCCGUGUCGCAGCGCUACCUGGACGACGAGCCGGGGAGCUGGGCCCUGUACCACGCCGGCGACUUCGUGGUGGCCCCCGACACGGAGGAGCACGGUCACGGGCGGCCGGUGAGGGUCAAGUUCUCCAUGGCGCAGAUCGACUGCACCCACACCAAGGGCGGCCUCUGCGUCGACUCCGUGCUCGUGUACCCCAGGGGAUUUCGGACAGAGAGAGUGGUUGAUGCUCAGACGUGA